AUGGAAACACCGACAACGAUUCAUCACCUCUGCACAGAUAUUUGGCAAGAAAUAUUUCAAUAUUUUAAUGCACUUGAGGUAUUGUACAGUUUCACGCAUUUAACUAAUGCCGCUGAUGCACUAUUAUUUAAUGAACAUCAUCGGCUGUAUUUACGAGGACUAGUUGUCGAUCGUUGCACACGAAGACUUCCGGAAAACAAAUGUUUAAGUCGAAUCAUAUCACUCGAACUGCAUGAAAACAAAUAUGUCGAAGAUAUACGGCCGUACUCAGAAGUUCGUUCAUUAAAACUUAUCGGAGAUGCUCAAUGGAUCAUAAAUGUUCUGAUAAAAGCCUCGAACACUGUUUCAAAACUCGAACGAUUAGUUUUGAUUAUACCUGGUGUUGGUUUGCUAUACGAUUUACUCGCAUCUACCUCGACAUUGCUAUCACUACGUCGGUUGGCUAUACAUGCAGAAGACGUGGAAGAAAGAGUAAAAACUGCUACUUCAUUAUUACUCAGAGAAACUGAAAUAGAACAAUUUACGUUGCAUUCAUGCUCUUCAAUUACCUGGUAUGAUUUAGCACACAUGUCUCACUAUUUCCAUAAUGUUCGCUUUCUCGACAUUACUUUGUUUGACGUCAACAGAAAUCCCUUUAUGUCAUACGAUCUUCCAAAGCUUCGCUCCAUUUCUCUCACACUCGUCGAAGUUCCAUUUGAUUCAAUUAUCCAAUUCGUAGCAACAACACCGGUCCUAGUGAAGAUCAGAUUGAAUGGUCUCGCAAAUGAUCAAGGUUAUGUCGUCAAUAACAAAUGGCGAAGCCUAUUCCAAUUCUGUCCUUCACUGAUUAAAGUUACUGUAAACCUCUCUUUAGAACAAGACACAAAUUCUUUUUACAAUGAUAUAAUUCAAGCAGCUCUACAAGAAUUUAAUUUGGAAUUAAAGUGCCUUGACGAUGACAAUGAAUACUAUUGUGGUGGAACUUGUCAACGUCGUUGGUGGAAUUUAUCAGGAAUAAUCAUCAAAAACGAUAAAUACAUUGAAGGAAAAAAUUCGAUACUGUAA
Messenger RNA from Adineta ricciae, 1044 nucleotides. The record is from the annotation of a GenBank genome assembly. NCBI's taxonomy places the organism in Eukaryota, Metazoa, Rotifera, Eurotatoria, Adinetida, Adinetidae.